Eruca vesicaria subsp. sativa (arugula) is the source of this 1613-nucleotide messenger RNA. The record is from the annotation of a GenBank genome assembly. NCBI's taxonomy places the organism in Eukaryota, Viridiplantae, Streptophyta, Magnoliopsida, Brassicales, Brassicaceae.
AUGGCUUCCUCUUUCUUCUUUGUUUUCCUUCUCUCUACUCUUUUACUAGAAAACACCUAUGCUGGUCCCAACUACAGAGAAGCACUCACAAAGUCAUUGCUCUUUUUUCAAGGACAGCGGUCUGGUCCCCUCCCUGGUGACCAAAAACUCUCAUGGAGGUUCAGCUCUGGCCUCUCUGAUGGCUCAUCUGCUCAUGUGGACUUAACUGGAGGGUACUAUGAUGCUGGUGACAACGUGAAGUUCAAUUUCCCAAUGGCCUUCACCACCACCAUGCUCUCCUGGAGCUCUUUGGAGUACGGUAAGAAGAUGGGACCAGAACUCCAGAACGCCCGUGUAGCCAUCCGUUGGGCCACGGACUAUCUACUGAAAUGCGCCAGAGCUACACCGGGAAAGCUUUACGUUGGAGUAGGAGACCCAAACGGUGAUCACAAGUGCUGGGAACGUCCAGAAGAUAUGGACACUCCUCGCACAGUCUACUCAGUGUCAGCCUCAAACCCUGGCUCUGAUGUAGCAGCUGAAACCGCUGCUGCUCUAGCGUCUAGCUCCAUGGUUUUUAGAAAAGUUGACCCUAAGUACUCUCGCUUGCUCCUGGCCACAGCCAAGAAGGUAAUGCAGUUUGCUAUCCAAUACCGAGGCGCUUACAGUAACUCCCUUUCCUCUGCUGUUUGUCCUUUCUACUGCUCCUACUCUGGUUACAAGGAUGAGCUUGUGUGGGGAGCGGCUUGGCUGCAUAGAGCAACCAACGAUCAGUACUAUAUAAACUUUAUUAAAUCCUUGGGAGGAGGAGAUCAGCCUGACAUAUUCAGUUGGGACAAUAAGUAUGCUGGUGCCUAUGUUCUUCUCUCAAGAGUAUCAGUACUGAACAAUGACAACAACUUUGAGCUUUACAAGCAAGCAGCUGAGAAUUUCAUGUGCAAGAUCCUUCCAAACUCUCCUUCAUCAUCCACAAAGUACACUCAAGGUGGCUUGAUGUACAAGUUACCUCAGAGCAAUCUACAAUACGUGACAUCAAUAACAUUCUUGCUUACGACCUACGCUAAAUACAUGAAGUCCAAGAAACACACAUUCAACUGCGGAAACUCUGUCAUCGCACCCAACGCUCUGAUAAACUUGUCGAAGCGUCAGGUGGAUUACAUACUCGGUGUGAAUCCGAUGAAAAUGUCCUACAUGGUUGGAUUCGGGUCGAAUUUUCCCAAGAGAAUCCACCACAGAGGAUCCUCUCUCCCGAGCCGAGCGGUGCGUUCAAACUCUCUAGGAUGCAGCGGCGGGUUUCAGUCUUUCCGCACUCAAAACCCUAACCCUAACAUAUUAAUCGGGGCUAUCGUGGGAGGACCGGAUCGAAACGACCAGUAUCCAGACCAGAGAGAUGAUUACACCCGGUCUGAACCAGCCACUUACAUAAAUGCGGCAUUUGUCGGACCUUUGGCGUAUUUUGUCGGAAAGAAUCAUUGACUCGCCGCUGUCUGGUCUCGUUGGCUUGAAUCGCCAGUCACUAUCAGUUCCAUGUUUUUUUUUGUUUUUUUACAAUUUGAAAAGUUGUUAGAGAUCGGUUAGUCUAAACCCUACGCGCGAAAAGUAGUAAACGGGUAAAGCUAUUCGAUUGUGAACUUUAA